AAUCUGGUAAACCUGCUAAAUGUUUUCUUGAAAUUGCUGCCAGUAUAUAUAAACAGCUUGAUAUAGUAUCUGUCAAGUCCAGCCAUGCAAGACAAGAUAGAAUAGUUUCCUCAGAUGAUAGAAAAGAUUGUUGUCUAGUUGCAUUGCAAAAAUUGAAAUAA
Messenger RNA from Dentiscutata erythropus, 161 nucleotides. The record is from the annotation of a GenBank genome assembly. Lineage: Eukaryota; Fungi; Glomeromycota; Glomeromycetes; Diversisporales; Gigasporaceae.